Rhincodon typus (whale shark) is the source of this 2415-nucleotide messenger RNA. It is a transcript of the gene dnal1, whose product is annotated as dynein, axonemal, light chain 1. Gene Ontology annotation, cellular component: cytoplasm. The transcript has 7 exons. The coding region runs from base 69 to 659 and encodes 196 amino acids. Gene Ontology annotation, molecular function: protein kinase binding. The record is from RefSeq and is a predicted model, not a curated record. NCBI's taxonomy places the organism in Eukaryota, Metazoa, Chordata, Chondrichthyes, Orectolobiformes, Rhincodontidae.
GUAACGCGCAUGCGCGCAGCUCCCUGUUUGCCUAGCAACCGCCGCGCGAGCGGAGACUGUCCGGAGAAAUGGCCAAAGCGACCACCAUCAAAGAGGCUCUGGCCAAGUGGGAAGAAAGAUCAGGUGAGAAGGCAGCUGAAGCUGUGGAGGUGAAGUUAUAUGGCCAAGUACCACCGAUUGAGAAGAUGGAUGCGUCCCUCUCUACGCUGAGUAAUUGCGAGAAGUUAUCUCUUUCGACAAAUUGCAUCGAAAAGAUAGCAAACUUGAAUGGACUAAAGAAAUUAACAAUUCUGUCACUGGGAAGGAACAAUAUAAAGAAUUUAAAUGGUCUGGAGGCAGUGGGGGAAACACUGGAAGAGUUGUGGAUUUCGUAUAACUUGAUUGAGAAGCUCAAAGGAAUUCAUGCGAUGAGGAAGCUGCAAGUACUGUACAUGUCAAACAAUCUGGUAAAGGAUUGGGUGGGAGCAAGACUGACAUUACAGCAACAAUUGAGGGGGCUGAAGAAAUACCCUCAAGUACUGAAACAUAUAAACUGUUUUCCUGCCUGUGAGAAAGACUUUUGCUCGAUGCUUGUUCUUGAGAGGUCACUGACUUUACAGCUGCCUUUGGAAGUUUGUACAUCUGAUCUCCAGCUAUGGUCUAUCAGGUCAGCAUUGUAGGUUGUUUGUGGUGUUUUCACUUGGAUGGACAGCAGGAGCAGAAGCAACACCAAGCUUCUCUUGAACCUGUUGCUUCUCAGGUGGAUGAGCAGGAGGUGAAUCCCGCAACACCGGAUGUUCAGGCAGAAGAUCAGCUUGCUGAACAUUAGUAUCUCAGAGGUUCUGGUUAUUAUGUUUUCCAGGCAGUCACUUCUUGACAAUGUUGCCAGCUUGUGAUGUUCUACAAGCACAGAGCGUCUUUAGCUAGAUACAUGAAGCAUUCUAGGCACCUUUCCACCAUCCCUCUUCCCCUGGCCUGUUACCAUGACGAAAAGUAAAAACACUUUCAGCAAAACCUCACUUCCAUGUCUCCAUUCACCUUCAUCUUCUCAUGGCCCAUCUGCACUUGAUGUUUGUGCUGUUGAACUAAUAUUUCAUCACUUCUGUUUAAUGUGGUGCUCAGGGUGUAAGCCAUUGGUGAGGCCCUGUGGCUGCAUGUACUUGAUGUACACGCUUGAUUCCAGUGUUAGAUACUCUGUAGUUUGAUACUGUGCUCUAGAAGUAACCCCUCCAUCAAUGAAUCCUGGAUUCAGUACCUUUGUCCAACUGAGCCAAAGCCCCAGUCUCCUCCAUCCUCUGUAUGGGAUCUUCAUUAUUUUUCUUGUUAGUACCAUUCGUUCACUGUUGUUCACAUGAUAACUGAGACAUCAGAUGAAAACCCUAUCUUUCUUACUGAUCCCACUGAAGUGUAUGUCUAGGUUGGUGCGUAUAACAGUGCACCUUCCAAAAUGUGUAAACUCCAAGAAGGUCUCAUAGUUCUCCCACCCCAUUUCCUGCAAUAUGUUUGAAUGUGGGGGAUUGAAGCCAUGGAUUAAAAUUGGUAGGAAUGUUCCUCUUCAUCAUUAUGUACGUGGUAAUAUUUCACUGACAUUAAGUCUUUUAGUGAGUGUUGUAUACCCUACAGCACUGUGAUAUCUCAUUUCUGUGCUCCCUUUCCUACAUAGAGGGAAAGAAUACUCCACUGAGUGAGUCUAAUGGUGUGUAUUGAACAGAUUGAUGAGAACGUACUUCUUGAGGGUCGCUAUGAGAGAUUAAGAUAAGGUGAUUGUCAGUGUGGAUGUGAGGAAAUAUGUAGUCAAAGGAUGUGUGCAGCUGAAAGUUAAGUUGGUGUGAGCAGUGAUGUGUAAAGGUGGGCUUGAGAAGGCACACUGAGGGGUUGAGGUGAUACAGUCACAUAUAGUUAAAUGUGCCACUAAACUUGCCUUUAUUGCACUGAGGAGGUCAUUAAGUCAUUGCUUGCCACUGUAUUGAGUGUGGCUUCACACCCUCCAGGCACCCCACCCGAUUUCAGCAAAUGCUUCCUUUGAUUAUUAAUAAACUGUAUCUAUUCAUGGUAUCUUAGUCUCCAAACAUCAAUCGCAUUCAGGGAGGUAUCACUAAAGCGAGCUACAGAUAUCUAAUGUUUAAGCGUCUGACAGUUCAAUCUCCACCUCCAGAAUCCAUCAACUUCCACCUUUCUGGGUUAUCAUCUUGCCCACUUUGUCUAAUUUAUGAAGAAAUCCGGAAGUCUGAUGUAAAUGAUUGGGUAAAAAGCCUUUGAUAGUACUGCAGCACUUCUGAGUUUCCCAGGUACAGGACCUUCAAGAUCCCAUCAUGCAAUCAAGUUAAAAUUCUCUUCUGACUCUGUCUUCCUGUCUUCCCCUGUACGCACACAUGUUGAUCUGCCCCACCUCUGUCUGUUGUAAGCACACAAAUUUGAUUGUAUCCUUCUUUUAAC